Laccaria bicolor S238N-H82 is the source of this 2340-nucleotide messenger RNA. RefSeq lists its product as uncharacterized. The record is from RefSeq and is a predicted model, not a curated record. Bases 1 to 2340 code for a protein of 779 amino acids. The transcript is spliced from 14 exons. Lineage: Eukaryota; Fungi; Basidiomycota; Agaricomycetes; Agaricales; Hydnangiaceae.
AUGUACAAAAUCACACCAGACGGCGAAGGCGUCGAAGAGGUCCCCGUACCUGCGAGCGUAAGGGCAACCGGUACCAUUCCUGACGGCUACACAGUUGAAACUUGCCUUGGUGAUGCAAGCACUGGCAGUGGAGGACUCGGGCCCGACGGAGGAGAGGCGGGGAGAAGCGGAGAAUCACACAGGUGGGGCGAAACAGAAGCGGCCCAACAGGAGGAAGGGGAGAGAGCUGCAGAACUAGAUGAGCAGAUGGUCAGAGAGGACAGACGCUUUGUAAUGGCCAUUCAAGAAACGACGGCCCACAGUAAAAAGGACUUUUCAGCACUAAGCUGCAUUAACACUGUUAUUACCUUGAAAGCCGUCCGCUUCGGAGAAUUCAAAGAGUUCGCGAGGACAAAAGUCACCCACUCGGUGGCAAAAAUGGAAAAUGAUUGUCCAACGCACCAGCUGUCUUCCAUCAAGGCUUGGGGAAUGAUGUGGAAGAUAUAUGAGCAUCCUUUGAGGAAGGUUGAACAACUAUACUCUAUAUAUACGGUCAUUGUCUCGCUCUUUGUGAUUUUUGGUCCCGCCGAUUUCGGUUUGAAAUUCCCCAUGGCUAAUGAUACUAGUGACGCUGCCCAAUUACUUGUGAAUAAGAUCUUCAACGCUGAAGACGCCGAGAUUGCAUUCCGUUCCUCAGACAACGCAAUUUUCAAGAUCCACCGUAAAAAUCUGGAAGUUAACUCUGUCGGACUCUCCCCCGCUGACCUGACCACGUCCGUCUCUGAACUGGUUCCGCUUUCAGAAGACGCACCCACCCUUGAGCUCCUGUUUCAAUACAUCUACCCACGCCGACAGCCUUUACUUGAUGAUAUUGAAUUCGCGCUCCUUGCCUCUCUUGCGGAGGCUGCAGAGAAAUAUGAGGUGUUCGCGGCGAUGACCGUUUGCUAUAUUCGGAUGAGCGCGGCGAAACGCGAGCACCCAGAAGAGAUUAUGCGGUAUGCAGCCAGGCAUGACUACAAGCUGCUGCUGUGCGACGUAGCCCCUUUGGUGAUCCGGAUGCCCCUUCUUGAUGUCCUGUCUUUUUUACCACAACAUUUAAUGGUGCCUUGGAUUAGUUACUACGAAGAAUGGCGCAAAGUACAUGCAGCGGCAUUCCCGAAAGCAGUUUCGCAUAAAAGUGAAAUCAAGCUGACAAGAAAAUCGGGGCACAGCGUCUGGUCGGAUCAAUGCACUGACUGGCCCCACAUUUGGCAGGAAAUCACCACACAGCUUGGAUCAGGUGUUCACACUCUUGCAAACAUCGAUUCCGUACUAAAAACGCCAAAACGUGUUGAUAAUCCGUUCAGCGGGAGUACUUCGCCAAAAGAUUGUUGCAUUGAUGCCGUCGAUCAAUGGCGCACAAGUAUCAAAGGAGAUCUGAGGAAAAUUCGGAGUCCUGUCAAUCGGUCGUUCCGUGACCUCGGUUUUUUUGAGUUUCUGGGACCUUUUCCCGCCAAUUUCGGUUUGAAACUCCCCAUGUCUGAUGAUAGUGACGCUGCUCAAGCCUUAACUAUGAAUAAGAUCUUCAAUGCUGAAGAUGCCGAGAUUGCAUUCCGUUCCUCUGACAAUGUCGUUUUCAAGAUUCACCGUAAAAAUCUAGAAGUUAACACUGCCGGACUCUCCCCUGCUGAUUUGGCCACGUCCGUCUCUGAAGUGGUUCCGCUCUCGGAAGACUCACCCACUCUUGAACUCCUGUUUCAGUACAUCUACCCACGCCGACAGCCUCUGCUUGAUGAUAUUGAGUUCGCGCUCCUUGCCUCUCUUGCGGAGGCUGCAGAGAAAUAUGAGGUAUUCGCGGCAAUGACCGUUUGCUAUCUCCGCAUGAGCAUGGCGCAACACAAGCACCCAGCAGAAAUUAUGCGGUAUGCAGCCAGGCAUGACUACAUCCCGCUGCUGUGCGACGUAGCCCCUUCGGUAAUUCGGAUACCUCUUCUUGAUGUCCUGUCAUUAUUACCACAACAUUUAAUCAUGCCUUGGCUUGAAUACUACGAAGAGUGGCGCAAAGCACAUGCAGCAGCAUUCUCGAAAGCACUUUCGCAUGACAGUCCCGAAAUCGUGCGGAAAAGCAAUUCGGGGAAAACCGUCUAUAGGGAUCCAUGCACUGACUGGCCCCGCCUUUGGCAGGAAAUCGCCACACAGCUUGGACCAGGUGUUCACACUCUUGCAAACAUCGAUUCCAUACUAAAAACGCCAAAACGUGUUGAUAGUCUGUAUGGGACUAGUUCACCACAAAAUUGUUGCAUCGAUGCCAUCGAUGAAUGGUGUACAAGUAUCAAAGGAGAUCUGGGGAAAAUCCCGAGACCUUCCAAGUUUUUCAAUUGA